AUGCCUCCACGUUACUAUUCUAGACAAGCUGCUUCGAUAGAUAGUGUAUUUUUGAGAUUUUGUAAAGACUUCAAAGAAAAAUACAUCAAUAGCGAUCGUGACAAGCGAGCUGUCUUAGACGAAACCAUUUUAAAUUAUGUAGAAGAGCUUGACGAUCUCCUCCACCGUGAUGCAAUCCGUGGUCAGCGUGAUCCGAGGACACGGGAACCUGAAGUGAACAUCGAUUCAGCAACAGGAAAGAUCUUGAAGAGAAUGAAACGGCAGAUGAAGGCUAUUUGUAUUCUCGCUGACAUGGUUCAUGAUGGUCCUCCGGCCAAUGAAAGUGAAGAUACGCUGAUAUCGAGAGCAGCUCAGAUGCUCCAUGAUAUAUACAAAUUAAUCAUACCACCGUCGUCAAUUUCUGCUGUUGGCCCCUCCUAA
Messenger RNA from Auanema sp. JU1783, 420 nucleotides. The record is from the annotation of a GenBank genome assembly. Lineage: Eukaryota; Metazoa; Nematoda; Chromadorea; Rhabditida; Rhabditidae.